UGUUUUUGGAUGUAAUUCAUCAAAGGCUUCUACAACUACUUCUACUAACUUGUUAAAAAACUUUGAGAUCUUUUUAUGCAUCAAUGAUGGCAUGUUUCUAAAAAAACCCAACUCCAAUGUCUGGUGGCUGUUGAAUUAAAAUAAACAUAAAACCAUCAUUAUUAUAAUGUUCUUGCUCUUCAACAUCGUUUUGAGUAAUGUGUGCCUUGCAAUUAUCUUGUUGAAUGAAAAUGAUUUUCUCUUCUUCACUAGGCCAGUUUGACUUGAUUCUUGGAGUUCUUUUAGUGAUUAACAUAUGCCUUGUUGGUUUCUUGUUGACCAAUUCUAUCAUUUUUGUUUCAAGCACCUCCCCUUUUGGUCUAUUUUUUGAAGCCCUUUUCGUAAGUAUUUCUUCAGUGAAUAGAAAAGUUCUUAUCUUGCCAUCGAAAGUACAUUCACCCAUUCGAUUCCAACAUGGUCUUGUCACACAUAUAAAUAUAAUCUUAAAAUAAAUUUGGGUGAUUUUCCACUUCUUUAGGGCUCAGGUUCAUUUUCAACAAGAAAAAUUCUCUGUGAUUUUCUUGACAAGUAAAACCAUUUUUCAUCCAUAUUAUGAACAAAGUAAUAUAGAAAUUUGUAUUGUGGUUGUACUAAAAUUGAAUCAUAUUCAAGUAAACUAAUAAUCCAACGAAUUCUUACCAACUUGUUCUCCUCUGAAAUUUUUGAUGCAUUGCAUUAGUGUGAGGAUUUAAUUUCCCCCUCUUGAUCAUCUUCCAUACAGUGGACCUCUUGCUAAUUUAAGUUUACUUACCAAGUCUCUAAUGUAAGUUCUAUCAUACAUUUGAAUGCUAGCGAUACUUUCAUAUGGAAUUGUAAUUUCUUUCUUCCGCACCUGUGAUACUUAUGAACUAAAUUAUACUUUUGGUAAGUUUCCUUUUGUUUCCCAGCCUUGUUCCAUAAACAACUUAUGGUCGUAUCGAAAUAACAAAACUUCUUUACUGUCUUGUUAAUUGACGGAUGAGGAAGAUUUCCGACAAUAGAGAUGUUGACUAAGUGUAGUAAAAUUUAUUCUUGCAUAUUAUUAUUCAAUCUUAGAUUGUGGUGACUUGGCUGGUUUUCAUUUGGCUCAUUAUGAUUUGCUACAAUUUUGUUUUCAUUUGGAUCAUUUGUAAUGGGGGAUAAUGGUGGGGGACCAUUGAGGUCAAAAUGAGGCUCUAAGUCCCCUAUUACUUCAUUGUGUACAACUUCUUGAUCUUCUUUCAUUAACACAUCCUCUCCCCCAUUAAAAAUCACCAUAAAAUUCUUCACAAAUUUUAGAUUCGUAAUUUGAAAAAAACAAUCAUUAUGAAACAAAUGAGUAAAAAGCCAAAACUAAAGCCAAUUGAGUAAGAAGCCCAAACUAAAGCCAAUUUCAGAUUCCUAAUCUGAAAAAAUAUAUGUAAUGGAAACUGUGACCAUAUUUAGAUUAUCGUUUACUGGAAAAAAAGCUGUUGUUUGUUAUAAUUACAUGUUUGCUAACAAAAGCAGGAAAAGCUGAAAUAUAAUCAAAAUGAUCAAUUUAAUAUGAACAAUGGCUGGAAUAUGUUUAUUGGAAAAUUCAGCUUACAAGUAACUGUCGAUUAUGAACAAUUUUUGAUGGUUCGGUCUCUUAAGUUUAACUUUUAUUUAUAGUGUAAUUAAUUUAUGUUUACAAUUUGUGUUUCAUUUCUAAUUAAGCUUAAUCUAUGUACGUCCUCAUCUAUAGGUUGAUGUAGUUAUACUCAUUGUAAUUGGUUAUUUAACUAUGUUAAAGAUUAACAACUUUUGUUGUUUAAUUUUUGUAUUGUAAAUGUAAAACAACCUUUGAUAUACCAUUAAUAAAAUCAGAAUACAACAAUAAUGAUUCUAAGAUUUAAUUACUUUAUCAUUUUUAUUUACUUUUUAUUACUUAGCUCAAUGCUUAAUGAUUACCUCUUAUCUUAUAUUCUUCUUAUCUUAAUUCCUUCCUAUACUUCAAAUAAGAAUUCUUCUUGUCUUAAUUCAUUCCUUCCCAUAUUUCAAAUGGGUAGGAAUUUAAAAAAUAAAGGGAGUAAUUUUGUUUAAUUCAAAAUAAAAACUUAACAAUACCAUAGUUUCUUGAAUGAAGACCUUGUAUAGUAGAAGUAUAUUCUUACAACCUCUCAUCAAUCUUAUUAUUGGACGUGUGAUUCACAAGUCAUUGACCAUAGCUCCCUUGGAAAAAUCCUACUCUUAAUUCAGAGUAAUGAAAAGCAUUAAUUAAUCUACCAAUUAAACAAUUAUAUAUUAUAAAUAUAUAAAAAAAACAAGUAUUUAAACCCCAAACGUCCAAUCCUUUCAGCUGACUCCUUCCUUACACCAUUGUCCAUUCCAAGACGUGCCUCCUUGUUUAAUUAGGUCUUAAUUGACUAUCCCAAAUACACUCUCUUACCAUUUCCUUUUUUAUCUAUUAAAAAAUAAAAAUAAAAAUGCAUGCAAAAACAGAUUCCGAUGUGACAAGCUUACCGGGAUCAUCUCCGACAAGGUCACCACCACGUCGGGCCGGGUCAGGACAUGGAGCAGUCUACUAUGUUCAAAGCCCAUCAAGAGAUUCUACUUCUCAUGAUGGUGAAAAAGCUACAAACUCCUUCCAUUCAACCCCAGUCAUAAGCCCAAUGGGCUCACCUCCUCAUUCUCAUUCAAACUCAUCAUUGGGCCCACACUCUAGGGAGUCAUCCUCAACCCGAUUCUCCGGGUCAGCAAAGCCGAAAAGUGGGGGUCAUAUUAAAGGUCGGGGUCAACGUGGAUCGGGUACGGGUCGGAGUAACCGUCAUCAACAACAACAUCAUCCAUUUGAUGCAAUUGAAGAAGAGAGUCUAUUAGGAGUGGAAGAUGAGGAUGAAGAAAAAAGUAUACCAAGAAGAUGUUGGUAUUUUAUUUGGUUCGUCGUUGCCUUUUUUGUGUUGUUUUCAUUCUUUUCAUUGGUUCUAUGGGGUGCUAGUCGUAAUCAAAAACCAAUUAUCACUAUCAAGAGCAUAAAGUUUGAGCAAUUUGAUGUACAAGCUGGACAAGACAACACAGGAGUACCUACUGGAAUGGCUACUGUUAAUGCAACCGUGAAGUUAAGGUACCGAAAUAGAGGCACUUUUUUUGGAACCCAUGUCACUUCUACUCCUCUUGCUCUUGCCUUUCAAGAACUCAUAUUAGCUUCAGGAACGAUGGAAUAUUUUUAUCAGAGGAGGAAGAGUCAGAAGCAGAUAACAGUGCAAGUGAUGGGAGACAGUGUUCCUUUAUAUGGGGGAGGAUACAGCAUUAGCAGUAGUAAUAAGGGAGGAGUAAUAACACCAGUGCCACUUACCCUUAAGUUUAGAGUCAGAUCCAGAGCAUAUGUCUUAGGAAGAUUGGUAAAACCUAAAUUUUACAAGUCAAUUAAUUGCAAUUUGGUGAUGAAUCCAAAGAAGAUGAACAUGGCUAUGUCUCUCAAGAAUAACUGCACUUACACAUGAUUGGUUGGUCCAAACAAGACGACUAUUUAUGAUAAAAGCUCCACGGUUUGGUAAGUGGUAAUAAACGGUGGUAAUGGGAAUGAAAAACUGGUAUAAUUUUGGUGGAAAAAUCUCUUGUUUAUCUUAAUGGUUAUGCUUGUUCAACUUCAAUCAUCUCCUUUUCUUCGUAAAAUUCAUUCUAAUGCAUUACCAUUGGGAGAAGUGGUAUUAGAUGUUAAUGGAAAUUUGUAAAUAUAAAAAAUUUUUUAUGAUCAAAGUUUCAUUACCAUAACAAUGAUAUGAAACUUUUGAUAAAAUUUUACACUAUAAUCAUUUCCAUAAUCAUCAUUUAAUACCACUAAUCAAACGGACCGUUAGUGUAGUGUUUACUCUAUCCUUAGAUUAAUCAACUCAAAAUGCUGCAUGUUUUGAUUUUUAUUUCAAUGAGAAAUUUUGUCAUUUGUACA
This is a messenger RNA of Amaranthus tricolor (Joseph's coat), 3907 nucleotides long. RefSeq lists its product as uncharacterized. NCBI's taxonomy places the organism in Eukaryota, Viridiplantae, Streptophyta, Magnoliopsida, Caryophyllales, Amaranthaceae. Bases 2445 to 3461 code for a protein of 338 amino acids. The record is from RefSeq and is a predicted model, not a curated record. The transcript has 3 exons.